UUUUUUUUUUAUCUUUUAUUUUUCUGUGUCAAACAACCCGUUUUUCCACACAGUGGAAGCCCCCUAGGGAACGGCGUAUUGCAAGGCGUGAUGUUAUGGUGGCAAGAGUGUGUUUGAUGGCAAGUCCAGAAUUUCUCUCGAGACUAUGGAAUACAUGAAAUAAGUUUUUCUGGUAACUAUGGAUGACAGAAAAAAAGGACCCAAAAGCAGAUGUGUGGGACAUUGACCACCCAUUCCACGUCAAGAAUUGUUAAUGAGUCACAACCGCAGACUCGGUCGCGUAAACUCGCAACAUGUUGCGUAAUUCCACGACAUGUUGCGGGUUUAUACCACUUGUUGCGGGUUUUUACCACAUAGUCCGCCACUGUGAGUACGGACCUCAGCUUGUCGAAUCAGUUAUUAUAUUGGUUUUUAUGACUAGAUUUUCCUGUUUCAUUCACAACAACCACCAGAUCGAUGAUUGUGCCGACCUGUCAAAGGUAGGACACCAAGAAAAGGCCGUGGCUCUUAUCAGAAGAAAGACAAGACUUGGAAAAGACUACUUUGAACUGACAUACAGGUUUGGUUAUGUUGAAUUAUUCGCAACAAGUGGAUUCUUUGGCUCAGUAGAUGGUACGUUUUUCUCCCCUUUCCUUGGGUCGUCAGUCCAAGAGCUUCCAGCCACUAUUACGAUAAGCUUUCGAACCGUCUCAACCAACGUAAUUUUUAUUGCCAUCGAACAAAAAGAAUACGUUUGCAAGAGGAUAAUGAACCAAUACUAUAAGCUACAUGCAAAAAACAACUGGGGAUUCUACAGCAAGAGAGAUGAGGAUAAUAGUUUCUCGCCAGCGAACCCAAUAUCAUUGGAAAGUCGGCAUAUCAUGCAUUCAGCUGCAUCGCUUGUAACCAAGUCCUUUGCAUACCAAGAAAUUCAGCAAGAAGAGAUGAACGUGCUGCUACUGAAAGUGCUAGCUCAAGACGACUCAUCUCUUAAUUCUGUCAGUAUGCUCAUUAAGAAAUAUCUUGUCUUUCUAAACCAGCAUCGAAACUCUUCUUUUUCUUUAUCUCUACCCAAAGAAACCAAAAAGGAGCUGAUUGAAAUUUAUAAUAACUCACUUGCUAGUGCCUUAAAAUCCUCCAACAUCAAGCACAUCAAUUUAACCAAAAAACGAUACGUAGCAAAAAAAAAACAUUCAUUUGUUUGACUUUUUUUUUUUUUAGUGCGAUAAGCCUUUCAAUAUGUAAAUAAAAAUCAAUCCUUAAAAUGUUAA
Messenger RNA from Mucor mucedo, 1250 nucleotides. RefSeq lists its product as uncharacterized. Lineage: Eukaryota; Fungi; Mucoromycota; Mucoromycetes; Mucorales; Mucoraceae. The record is from RefSeq and is a predicted model, not a curated record. The coding region runs from base 294 to 1184 and encodes 296 amino acids. The transcript has a single exon.